Molecule: messenger RNA, 219 nt
Organism: Verticillium dahliae VdLs.17
Lineage: Eukaryota; Fungi; Ascomycota; Sordariomycetes; Glomerellales; Plectosphaerellaceae
Exons: 3
Coding region: 1-219 (72 amino acids)
Source: RefSeq, a predicted model, not a curated record
AUGUCUGGCAGACGUCUCCGCGCCUCGCAAAAUCCACCCCCGCCUCCAACGCCUCCCUUCCACCAGGACGCUCGCGACAAGCCCAAGCAACCAGACAAAGCUUGGAACCUCGAAAUUCUCCUGCGGAUUCCUCGACUGCAGCAGCACGUCUUCAGCGAUCUGCAAGCCCGAAUUUCCCCUCCCCCACGUGUCGCGUCGCAUUUUGCGACGGGCGCGUAG